AAAUAUUAACAUACAAAUAUCAGAGAAUGCUCAUCACGAAUUAUCCGCUGUAUGUGCGAUUAAUUGUCCUUUUUAUACGUUCAUCACGUGAAUGAAAAUAUUUUCUCCCAAAAAAACAGGUAUCCGGUCGUCGCGCUUUUCAUCUCUGGCCACUGCUUCACCUUUCAAAGACGAAACUUUCGAAGGUUUACGACGAAAUAAUAACAUCCCCCUCUGCGCGACUUUUUCCGUGACGUCAUUGGACGAAGAAAAACCAGAAGAAAAACUUGGAAUUCCAUAGCACGACUAGUACGUCUUGGGGCUCUUUGUACUAUUCUAGAAGCGAAAAUAUCUACGAAGGCGGUCGUCAGUCGUCGUCGAGGCAGCGUUCGCGUUUGUUACCGCAAAUUCUCCAACUAUCCGUGACGCGCAACGCGAUGUAAGUCGUACGUAAAUUCCGGAGCCUGCACCGAGAUAAGGCGUAGGAUCAUGCCGAGGGCCACCGAUCGGGAGAUGCCGAAACGGAAACGAUGCAAAAGGGACGUCGACAGGAUACAUUCCAAGAUCUUAAAGGCCAAGAAGAAAUUGGAUAACGAUGGGAAAAAUGGUGAGAAAGACAAACAAAGAAAGCAAGGGCAAGCAAAGAUUUGUACUAGGCUUCUGCCAAGAUCUGCUUUUGGGAUCUAUAGGAAUGGUACAAAGGGCAAAAACAUCUACAAAGAAACAUCGGAAAGUACAUUUGAUAGAGCUCGGCUAAAAGCAGAUGCAUUAAAAUUAUUUAAUGGCGACACUCCAGAAGUCAAAUAUACAGAAGGACCUUCAACCUAUAAUGAAACUACUGAACAAUUGGAAUCGAAUAAAGACUUUGUAAAAAAUAGUUUAAAAUUCUGGACACCAAACAGUAUCCUGGAGCAAAGUCCCGUUUUGAAAAGGAAACAAAGUAAAAAUCAGAAGUUGCAUCUUGCUAAAAAGAAAAAUGAAGAAAAUUUUUGUAAAAACUUAGAUUCUGAUAAAAUGGAAAAACAGAAUGUUAAUAAUGAAUCAAAAUAUAUUGAUAAAAAAAAAAAUAUGUAUAAGCAAAAAUUAUUUCAAAAUGAUAAGGAACAAUCAAAAUCUACUACCACUCAGACAGAAAUGUUUGAUAAUUUUGUGGAAGAAAAUGGAGUAAAUGAGGACAAAAUACAACAAACACAUAGGGAUGAUAAAAAUAUAUCUAAGGCAUUGAAUCAUUAUAAAGACCUAUGUAAAAUGAUCUCUGAUGUAAAUUUUGGAGGAGACUUUUUACAAAAUUAUCAAUCAGAUCCUCUUACAACAACAAUUAAAAAACUGAAAUGUACUUAUUCUAAUUCUUUACGUCAACGAUAUUUACGUGAAAAAAAUAAAUUAGAAACCGUAAAAUCAUCUGCAUUGUCUGUAGAAAACCAAGCUUGUACGUAUUCAGAUGCUUCGCAAAUGUCACCAGCCAUCGAAUAUGAAGUUCCUAAAUGUAGCGAAAAUCGCACGAUCUCACCUUUUUUACUGGAAGAUAUACCUGAGCAAGAUGACAAAAUCCAUUCGAUGCAAAGUGAUAAUGUAGAGCCUUAUGAUUCUAUAUCCUGUUUAUCGCAGACUUUGGAAACAUAUGAUAUAAAUGACUGUAUUAUAAGAAAUCGCAAGAAUGAUGAUAAUCAGUAUUCAAAACAAUCAGCACAUAUUUAUCAAUCUCCGAGAACAGUAAAUUCUGUGAAUGAAAAAGAUUCUAUCCAGAAGCAUUAUAUUAAUCAUCCUUCGAAAAAUAAACGACAUAACAAAAAUAAUCUUUAUGUCGAUUUUUCUGAUCAUGAAAAUUUACAAUGUAUUGAUAACAGGAAACACGCAGAAAUUUUGACUUUUUCAAACGAUUUGUUACUCGCCGAGAAAUAUUUAUCAAGAGAUACUUGUGAAAAAUCGCCAAUUAAUUUCUCCAACAGAGUAAUAAAUAAGUGCAAUGCAAAGAAUGUUAAACGACCUGUCAUUCAUAGAUAUAAUCAUGUCACUGCUAUGAAGGAUAAUCACUCUGCCCAGAAAAAUGAUGAUUUAUUUUAUAAAAUGAACUAUGCAGAAAAAUUAUACAAGCAAUUUGGAAUCAAUAUAAAUAAUAAAAGAGAUAAUGAGAGACAUGCUUAUGUUGAUUCUUUUCAUCAACAAAAGAAUAAACAAGAAUUGGAAACUGUGAAAUUACCUGAUUUGUCUAUGAAAUAUCAGGCUUGUUCAGAUGUUUCACAAGUAUCAUCGACUUCAUUCUUUAAAAUCGAUAGUGAAAUUCCUAAAUAUAGAGAAAAUCACACAAUCGCAUUUCCUUUAAUAAAAGACACAUCUCAGAAGGAAAAUAAAUUCCAUUGGAUGCAAAAAAGGAUAACUCCUUACAACGAUAUUACAAAAGAAUCUUAUGAAGCACAAUUUCCAAAUGGAGCUAAAAAUUUUCCUACACCUAGUAUAAUAAAUUCACAAUUUUUUCAUGAUGGAACGAAAAUGUUUAAACCUCGGAUUGAAUCAAUGAACAUGGAAGAUUCACAGGAAUCACUAAUGAAUAUAAAAGAGUCACAAGAAUCACUAAUAGAAAAAUUUGAUUUAAAUAUGCAUUCCAAUAAAUUGACUGGAAGAAACAGAGUAUGUCGAUUCGAUGACUCUUUGCAGACUUUCGAAACUUUAUAUAAUACAAAUGCAUAUACCGAACGAACUCGAGGACGAGAACAAGUUUUGUCGAAGGUAAAAAACCAACUUUUUCAUUCACAUAAUUAUCAUGCAAUUAACUUGCGAGACGCAAAUUCUUGUAAUUUCAAUAUAAAAUCAACGAAAUUACCAGCUCAACAAGCCAAAUUACAUAUAUGUGAAAACAACGAUGCCAAGCAAGAACUUUUGGAAAAAAGUCUGCAUAAUCGGAACAAAAAUAUUCUCUUCAACGCAAAAGCGAUUCCGUCCUCGACAUUAAAUUUCUCUCAGAUUAUUCAACCUGACCAAAGAUUUAGAGAAUCUACAUGUAAAGAAAUAUUUAACAAAGCAGACGUAGAAUGCGCUAAGAAUCAAAUUGACUUAAAUCAUUGUAAUGAACAGUAUAUUUAUUUGGAUUCUACCAGAUGUCAACAUAAUGCCUCGCAAGAGCAUCAUUUUCAUAAGGGAGCUGUGCAGACGAUAGUGCAGCCCAGAAUUUUACACGAAGAUCGCGAUAACAAGAUGGAUAAUUGCAUUAAUUUAUCCACUGAUGUGUCAUUAUUGUUAGUGGAGCCAAAAAAAAAUUCUGCAUAUACGUACCCGAAAAUGAUCGACGAUCAGCAUCACUCUGUGCAAAAUAUCACUCAGCCUAUAAAAUAUGUAGCUGUAAACAACAAUUCAGAUAUCCAACGAAUUCCCAUAUAUAUAAGUGAUAAUAGUAUUAGAGAAAAUGUUCCACUAGAAAUAAUAACUCUAGUAAAACCAAAUGCUCAAACAGAAGAACUGUAUUUCCACAAGAAAUAUCAUUUAUGCAAGCAGUAGUAUCGCAAACUGAAUAAUUUGUAAUUUUGCUAGUCUUGUAACAUGUAAGGAUAGUAAUCAAUCUUUUGUAAAACAUUUAAACAUUUGUAAACAUUUUUUUCUGUCAUAGUUUACUUUAACUCGCAAUCUAUUAUUUAGAACUUUUUCAAAAUUCUAAUAAGAAUAAGUGUGCAAUCAUCAUAAUGUGAUUUAUCAUAAAGUACAAAGCAAUGCAAGCAUUAAUUAUUUUUGAAGAAACAGAUUGCAAAGUACAAGUGCUUGUUAAGAUUAAAGUUAUAUUUAGAAAGGCAAGAAAUCUAUACGCUUAUAAAAUUAGUUAUUCUAUUUUGUGAAAACGUAAGAAAAGAGCCUGAAUAGAAGCAAUAUAUUUUUGUAAAUACCUUGUAGAAAGGAUGUGUUUGAGAUGAAGCUUAAUAUAAUUUAUAUAAAAAUUCUCCCUUAUUCAUCUGUCUAUGCAUACGAGCUAAUAUCAGAUAU
Camponotus floridanus (Florida carpenter ant) is the source of this 3948-nucleotide messenger RNA. RefSeq lists its product as hypothetical. The transcript has 8 exons. The record is from RefSeq and is a predicted model, not a curated record. NCBI's taxonomy places the organism in Eukaryota, Metazoa, Arthropoda, Insecta, Hymenoptera, Formicidae. The coding region runs from base 469 to 3471 and encodes 1000 amino acids.